CUAAUAUUUCGCGCGGCGGGUACCUAGCCAGCUACCUAGCGGGAGCAUAAAAGCCCCCUGAAUUGGUUGGCUGGGACACGGCUGGCGAUCAUGCCUGACAUGGAAACUUCAAGUUCAUUGUUCCAUCAUAUACCUACCUACCUCUUCCCCGGCCAUCCUCCCCCGCACAUCACAUGCACCUCUGGCCAACUUUGGGUCCUCGGAAUGCCAACCAUCCCUUUGAAUCUGGCAGGUAUCACAAGUUGUUCAUCUAUUCCCAUCCCACGUCGUCAACGACUCCCCGCUCGUUUCAUGUUGAGGUUGGCGCUUCCUGUUGCUGCUGCCACGCAAGCAACGUUCCUCACUUCCGCUUGAGGUCAUCCCCACGAUAGGGAACCACGGGACCAGUGGGCACGACGGGUGGCUAGGUGUAGGAUUAUCAUCUUGUCUUUGAGACAUUCCUAAAUUCAUCGCCGAUCAUUGUCUUGACUGUAGUUAUAUGCCUCGACCUCGGCACUUGAGCAGCCAUAGUAGUAUCUUGGCCAGAAGCAACUGAAGUGGCUUGACAAACAGCAGCAAGACAUGGCGCAAUCGCCCGUGACCCCCGUCGGCUCAAGUCUAGGACUUGGGGACGAUAAAAGCUUUUCAAAGGCCGGAGUGUCAAGCGAUCCAGGCGAUGGCGAGGUCAGCGACCGUCUUGACGUUGACGCCAGCCAUAGCGAGGAUGGCGACCACUCUAACGGACUGUACGCCCAUCGCGAGAUGUCCUUGACCGCAGAGGAAAGGAAAGCCGAAAAGAGGUUCCUUCUCAAGAUUGACUUUAUUAUCUUACCUUUAAUUGCAUCCAUAUACUUUCUCGCUGCGCUGGAUCGAAGCGAUGUUGGCAAUGCGGCCGUGGCCGGCAUGACAGCCGAUCUGAACUUGACCGCCGCAGAGCUCAGUUUCUGCGUGGCCUUCUUCUACAUUGGUUUCUUGGCCUUCCAGCUUCCCGGCUCCAUCAUGGUCAGGCUGUUGACGCCCCCUAUCCAACUGGGCACUGCAUUGGUCAUCUGGGGCGGUGCCACCGCAAUCAUGACAGAAGCAAACAACUGGCAAACCAUCGCCGGUCUCCGCAUAGUAGUCGGUUGCUUCGAAGCAUUCAUCCAAGGCGCCCCGCUGUACCUUACUUUUUGGUACAAGCCCCACGAGCUCGCCACCCGCGGCGCAAUCUUCAUGUCCAUGACGAGCCUGGCCGGGAGCAUGAAUGGCUUGAUAGCGUAUUCCAUUCAGACGACCAUGGAGGGUGCCCACGGUCGGAGGGCCUGGCGGUGGAUUUUCCUUAUCGAGGGUGUGGCGUCUGUUGGGUUUGGGGUGCUCAUCUUUUUCAUCCUGCCCAACACGCCGGAGAAGGUGAAGAGGUGGUUUACCGAGGAGGAGAAGAAGAUUGCGCUGAGGAGGACGAAGGAGGCGUAUAAUAUCCCGAACACGAAGAUUAGUUUGGGGCAGCUGAAGGCGACGGUUAGGGAUCCGAAGACGUGGUUUUAUUGUGUCAUCAACCUCGCCGCUGCCAUCAGUCAAGCAGCAUGGGGCCAGUUCUUGCCUGUGCUGCUCAACCUCAACGGGUACACCUCCAACGAAGCCCAAAUCAUGUCCAUUCCUGUCUAUGUCUGCGCGGGAGUGUCGGCAAUUGCGUGCGGGUACCUUUCCGAUCGCUUCCGCAUGAGAGGCAUCUUUGUUAUCGUCGGGCUACUCGUUGCCGCGGCAGGAUGGCUUGUUCUCAUCCUCAGCAAGAACCAACCGCUCUCCUACGCGGGCACAUACUUUGUCGGCAUUGGGUCGUCACCAUGUGUGAUUGUUAUGUUGGCAUGGAUGAAUAACAAUGUCCUGGGCUACACGAAGAAAGCGGGAACACUAGCCAUAGUCAACAUGAUCGGCCACCUAGGCGCCAUCGGCGUUUCUUUCUCCUUCAAUAACAAGCCUGAUUACUACCUUGGGAAGUCACUGGCCAUGGGAUCAGCGCUCAUUGCGACCUGCACGACUAUUGUGUUCUUCUUUUACCUGGAUCGGCAAAACGCGCGGAAGCUGGCGAAUAAGGACACGGUGGAGGCACGGAUGCUGAGGCAGAAGACGGUGGAGGAGGUGUUUGAUGGACAUCCGGAUUUCAUUGGUCUUGUCAAUUUCUCUAGCGUCAGCCAAACCUCUCUCAUUCCGAUCUCGCAACGACACCACAACCGCUACCAAAUCGACUGCGGGAGUCUGGUUGUACCGCUCGAUUACACCGACCCAACCUCCAAUGAGACCCUCACGUUGUCUCUGCUGAGAAGCAAAGCCGUCUCCCCUAGCGCCACAGGAAACAAGAAGAGCAUGCUCUUCAACUUUGGCGGGCCAGGCUACCCGGCAAGAACUACCCUGGCAGAAAAUGCCGUUACUCUGCACAACAUGACUGGCGGAGAAUAUGACCUCGUCGCCUUUGAUCCACGCGGCACGGCCGACACCAUCACCUUCAGAUGCUAUGCCAAUCAGACCGAGCGUCUCGCAGCAACCGCUUCCCUCCCUAUCCUCGACCUUACCCCCGGCGCCAGCGCCCCCAACGCCUUCGCCGAAAACUACGCCAACGCCGUCGCCCUCUCCCAACGCUGCGCCGCCUACAACCUCGACCCAACCCUCCAAAAGAACGCCAACGUUCUCACCACCGGAAUGGUAGCCCGCGAUCUAAUGGCUGUAGUCGACUCCCUCCACACCUUCGAAGAAGAAGACGGUCUCCUCCACUACUGGGGCAUCUCCUAUGGCUCCCUCCUCGGCGCCACCGUCGCCGCACUCUUCCCAGACAGAAUGGAACGCCUCAUCCUCGACGGAAUAGUCAACGCAGAGAAUUACUACCACCACUUCGGCAUCGACAUCGACCAACUCCUCUCUUCCGACGACGCCUUCCGGGGUGUGCUAUCCGACUGCCUCAAAAUCGGCACCUCCCGCUGUGCCCUAGCCGACAUCAACUCCACCGCUCCCGAGCUAGAAGCCACGCUCCUCGCCAUGGUCGACCGCUACCAAUCCAACCCCGUCGCCGCGGCCGGCAAGGUAAUCAACGGGAAAUUCGUCAAAGAAAUCCUCAUAGUCAUCAUCAAAUACCCCACUGGCAUCGUCCCCCUAGCCACAGUCUACAUCCGCUCCCUCCUCGAAGGCAAAAACCUCGACGGGGUGGUGGCCUUCCACACGGCGCUCUACAACGCCGUCAGCAUGGGCGACAAUGACGCCUUGACGGGAAUAGCCUGCUCAGACAAGGUCAUCCGCGCCACUGGGCCCACGGAUCAGAAGUUGAUAGAUGACACGAAUCACAUGUUCAACUCGACAAAGAUAUUUGGCGGGUUGCUAGCCGGGAUCGCCAGCCAGUGCGCCGAGUGGCCUCUUGAGGGGAGGGGGAAGUACACGGAGCACUGGUUUGAUGAGGAAGGAAGGCCAAGGGUGAUUAAGACGAGGAAGCCGAUUUUGUUUGUCGGGAAUCGGUAUGAUCCUGUGACGCCGGUCAAGUCGGCGGUGGCCAUGUCAAGCGUUUUUGAGGGGAGCCGGGUGUUGGAACGGGAUGCGUUUGGGCAUGCGUCGAUGGCGCAGUGGUCGGAUUGCACGGCCGAGGUGUUUAGGGGGUAUUUUGGGGAGGAGAUGGUUCUGCCUGAGGACAAGAAGGUUUGUGAGGUUGAUGUUGGGGUGUUUGACGUUGGGGUAUUUCCUGGGUAAAGCUUCAGUACGUAGGUACCUAGCUCAACCAUACAUGAAAGCCUUGAGAGGCUCCUCUUCAAGCCCCGAGUCCCCUCGCUGGUCUUGUCAAAUGUCGAGAGAUUCUCCAACCA
This is a messenger RNA of Podospora bellae-mahoneyi, 3800 nucleotides long. RefSeq lists its product as uncharacterized. Lineage: Eukaryota; Fungi; Ascomycota; Sordariomycetes; Sordariales; Podosporaceae. The record is from RefSeq and is a predicted model, not a curated record. Gene Ontology annotation, biological process: transmembrane transport. The transcript is spliced from 9 exons. Gene Ontology annotation, molecular function: transmembrane transporter activity. Gene Ontology annotation, cellular component: membrane. The coding region runs from base 562 to 3687 and encodes 1041 amino acids.